Messenger RNA from Penicillium olsonii, 7671 nucleotides. The record is from the annotation of a GenBank genome assembly. NCBI's taxonomy places the organism in Eukaryota, Fungi, Ascomycota, Eurotiomycetes, Eurotiales, Aspergillaceae.
AUGCGUCUGCAACAGCCCUCUGGGACCGGGACUCCGGUCAUCGAGCGUACGAACACGCCUGCGCAACAACCCGAACCAGUCGAGAUGGAGAUCGGCGAUGCGCCAAAACGAAUGGCCAUUAUCGGAAUGUCCUGCCGCCUCCCAGGCGAAGUCACCACGCCUGAUCAGUUCUGGGAGAUGUGCUCGAGAGGACGGAGUACGUGGUCAAAGUUCCCGAAGGACCGAUUCAAUGGCGAUGCCUUCUACCAUCCGAACGCCGAUAGACCUGGCUCGUUCAACCCCGAAGGCGCGCAUUUCUUGAAGGAAGAUGUAGGUCUUUUCGACGCACCUUUCUUCAACAUUACACUGCAAGAGGCGCGGUCGAUGGACCCCCAGCAGCGCAUCAUGCUUGAGUGUGUAUACGAAGCCCUCGAGAAUGCCGGCAUACCGAACCACGAGAUCACCGGCCAGCGGGUUGGAGUGUUUGCCGGAUCCUCAUUUCCAGAUUAUGAAAUCAACAACACGAGAGACAUUGAAGCCAUUCCGAUGUAUGCUGCCACAGGGACGGCAGUGUCUUUGCAAGCGAAUCGGGUAUCCUAUUAUUUCGACUUGACAGGACCAAGCAUUGCGGUUGAUACGGCUUGCUCAUCCAGUCUUUCAGCGCUGCAUCUAGCAUGUCAGAGUCUUCGGAAUGGAGAAUGUUCAACCGCGAUUGUUGGAGGAUGCCAUUUGAACUUGGUCGCGGAUGCAUUUAUUGAAAUGACACGCAACAGACUCCUCGCAGAUAGCGGCCGCUCGUAUGCAUUCGAUAGCCGUGCGACUGGGUUUGGACGUGGUGAAGGUGCCGGAUGUAUUAUAUUGAAGUCCAUCGAAGACGCAGAGGCUGCCGGCGACACCAUCAGAUCUGUUAUUGUGAAUACUGGCAUCAAUCAGGAUGGACGCACACUAGGCAUUGCGAUGCCUAAUGGCGAAGCCCAGGAGGCUUUGAUACGCCAGGUCUAUAAAGAAGCACGCAUCGAUCCAUCUAUGACGGGCUAUGUGGAGGCGCACGGCACCGGCACCAAAGUCGGAGAUCCUCUCGAAGCUACUGCACUCAACGCCGUCUUUGGAAAAGGGCGCACAGCCAGACAGCCAUUGUUUGUUGGAUCUGUUAAAUCCAAUAUUGGCCAUCUCGAAGGAUCUAGCGGUAUUGUGGCAGUGAUCAAGACUGUGCUGGCACUUGAGCGCGGCUUCGUGCCUCCCAACUGCAAUUUUGACAAGUGCAAUGAAGAGAUUCCCAUGGAAAAAUGGCACAUGAAGGUACCCAAGAAGUUGACUCCCUGGCCUCGGGGCAAGCCAUACGCGAGUAUCAAUAACUUCGGAUUCGGCGGCACCAACGCGCAUGUUAUUCUUGAACGACUUAAUCGACACGAGGGUGAAGGUGUUGUGAGCAACGAUCCUCUUAAGCGAAAGCUGUUUGUUGUCUCUGCAUUUGACAAGCAGGCUUGUGUACAAAUGGGGCACGAUCUUAGCUCGUAUGUCGACCUCCACCCCACGGUUUUCGACGACAAAGUUUUGGACAGGACGGCCUACACCCUAGGCCAGCGAAGGAGUUUCUUCCCAUGGCGCCUUGCUGGUUCAGCAGAGCUUUCGCAAGAUCUAACCGCACUGAUGUCGACGAAUGCUACGCCUGUCCGUUGCUCGAAAGAGCCAACAGUCGGCUUCGUCUUCACAGGACAAGGUGCCCAAUGGCAUGGGAUGGGAAAGGAGCUUUUGGGAACCUAUCCGGUUUUUGAACAGACAAUGAAGAAUGUCGACGCCUGUCUGAAGUCGCUAGGUGCCACAUUCUCUAUUGCUGACGAACUACUCUUGGAUGAUCCAAGUAAAAGUUGCAUCUCUGCAGCAUACAUGAGUCAGCCAGCGUGUACUGCAAUUCAGCUCGCACUGGUAGACUUGCUUUCCUCAUGGGGAAUUCGACCCAAGGCAGUCGUGGGACAUUCAAGCGGUGAAAUCGCAGCGGCGUAUUCGGCAGGCAUACUCACCCUCGAAGAAUGCGUGCGGGUGGCAUACUCCCGAGGUGUAGCCGCGGACCUUGUUGCUAAGGACAAAACUCUCAAGGGAGGUAUGCUGGCUGUUGGGGCUUGCGCAUCUGAUAUCCAACAGAUCUUGGAUGCCAUGCGCGGGAACAGAGCCGUCAUAGCCUGUGUGAACAGUGAAUCCAGUGUGACACUAUCUGGAGAUGCUGAAGUCGUUACCACGCUUCAGAAUGCGCUGGACAAGGAAGGAAUCUUCACCAGACGCCUGCUGGUUGAUGUUGCAUAUCACUCUCACCACAUGCAGACAGUUUCGCAACAGUACCGAUCAUUGCUGGGAAAGAUCGCGCCUCGGGACUCUGAUGUGCCAUUCCACUCUACCGUGCAUGGGAAGUUGGUUCCUGGGAGCACCCUCGAUGCUUCCUACUGGGUUGAGAACUUGAUCUCGCGUGUAGAAUUCGUCGAUGGUCUGAAGAGCCUCUUGACCCAUGAAGGAACCGGUAUUGACACCUUGGUUGAACUCGGCCCACACCCAGCUCUCCAGGGACCGGUCAAGCAAAUCGCAGAAAUCCAUGCGCCGAAGAUGAAUGUGCAGUAUCAUCAUACCCUGAAGCGCAAGGUUGAUGGAAUUGAGGCAGUCCAAAACAUGGCGGGUUCCUUGUUCACCCAAGGCAUGCCUCUAAACUUCCAAGCUAUCAACUUCCCGACAUACGACAAACUUGAAAGAAAACCAACCGUCCUGAAUGACCUUCCAAGGUACCCUUGGAACCACACAGAAAGGUACUGGCAUAACUCCCGGCUUGCAGACAACCUUUAUCGCCGCCGAUUCCCCAAAAACGAUAUUCUGGGCUCGUUGAUUAUGGACGGUGUGGACUUCGAACCUCGUUGGAGGAACAUCAUCCGUGUCGAUGAUCACCCUUGGAUCCAGGAACACAGAGUUCAAGGCAUGACCGUGUAUCCCAUGACUGGAUUCCUCGCAAUGGCCAUGGAGGCCAUCUCUCAGCACGCCCAAAUCCACCAUAUCGUCCCCGGAAAGAUCGAUCUUCGCGAUAUCUUCAUUCACCGCGUUCUGGCCAUCCCGGACACAUCAUCCGUGGAGACCAUAUUCAGCCUCAAGCCAUGUCGUGCAGAGACACCCAGCAAGUCUGUUCUCGGCUGGCACGAGUUCAAGGUCUUCUCAUGGGUCGAGAGUCGAGGCUGGGAUCAGCACUGCCACGGCUUCGUUAUGGUUCACGAAGCGAAAGAGCUGAACCCCGUGGAUGGGACACGCCAACAGCUCGAGCACACGGCUCGCUUUACCCAGAAAGCCCUGGAGAUGCGUCAUUCCUGCACUGGACAUGUCGACAGUGCGGUCCUAUAUGAAGAUAUUUCCAAUGGCGGCGUUCAGUAUGGUCCUGUUUUCCAGGGCCUGACUGAUGUUCGGGUCAGCGCAGCCGCUCAAGCCAUGGCAAAGAUAUCAGCUCCCGACACCAAGACUCUCAUGCCCCAUCAACAUGAGUCUGCUUGCAUCGUUCACCCCGUUACCCUUGAUCUGUGUAGCCAGGUCAUGUGGGUAAUGUGUGGUUACGGACAGCCAGGGGACCAUGUGACCAAUUUGCCAUCACACCUGAAGCAUGUCACAGUAUCUCUGGGCCAAGAGAUCAAGGCUGGCACGACUCUCCAGCUAUACGGCGAGCGAUUUGGUGACACAUCCGCCAGCAAGCAGGAGAGUAACCGUAUCUUCGCGACUGAUCCUAACAACUCCUCCAACUUGCUCAUUGAUAUCCGGGAUAUCACUCUAGUGCCUCUGUCGAGUGAAUCCAAGGUAUCAAAGGAUAGCUCGCCCGACCAGAUAUGCUACAAGUUGGAUUACCAGCCUUGCUUCGAUUUCCUCUCCGCAGAGGACUACCGCCACCUCCCACGCCCUUUGACUGAUCACACUGAGGGAGUGAAGCGGAUGAGUGAAUUGGAGCUGGCAGCAGAGCAUUACCUGCGCCAAAUGCUCAAAUCAGUCCCAGAUACUGAGCUUUCCAGCCUCAAACCGCACCAUCAACAAUUCUAUCGCUGGGCCCAGAGCACGAUAGAACAGGUUGGACCGGCAGAGGCUUUGACCUUUGACACUCUCGAGCGAAACCGUGCCGCGAAUGGUGCUGGUGCACUCGCAUUCAAAGUUGGUGAAAUGCUGCCUGAAAUCCUGAGAGGCAAAGCCGAUGCCUUAACUGUGCUCUUGGAAGACGAUGGAAUAGGCGCCCACUACCGUGAUUUGGAUGCUCUCCACGAAGCCUAUGCCAAUGCAUCCGUCUGCGUGGAUAAGAUGGGUCAUCAAAACCCGGAGCUGAACAUCAUUGAGAUUGGCGCCGGUACGGGCGGUGCGACCACGCCUAUUCUGAACAGUCUGGGCGGGGGCGAGCCGGGAUCCACGCCCCGCUUCGGCCACUAUACCUACACGGACAUCUCGCCCGGGUUCUUCGAGAAGGCGAAGGCCAAGUUCGAGAACUGGGACCACCUCAUGACAUACCGGACAUUGGAUAUUUCGGCUGAUCCCACAGGGCAGGGAUUCCAUAAUGGUGUUUACGAUGUCGUUGUUGCUUGUAAUGUUCUCCAUGCCACGUCGGAUAUUGGUCAGACGAUGGCGAACAUUCGAGCUUUGCUGAAGCCUGGUGGUAAAGUCCUGCUCAUUGAAGAGACUGUUUCCAAAGCCCGUCACUUCCCAUUCGCACUUUUGCCUGGAUGGUGGUUGGCAAGUGACAAGUUCCGCAAUGCAGGUCCGCUUCUCACCGUCGACGGAUGGCAUAGUGUCCUGAGGGAGACCGGCUUCUCUGGACUCGAUCUUUGUCUGGAGGAGUACCCAGGUGCCUCUUUCCAGGCCGGCUGCCUGAUGACAUCUACUGCGAGUGCCCCGCUGAUAGGCCCAGCCAACCCCGGUGACAUUGUCAUCCUCGGCACGGAAUCUAUUGGAAGCCUGUCCGCUCUGAGCUUGGAGCUCGGUCUCCAGGACAUGACCGGUGUGUCACCGAUUACUGCCACUGACUCCGAUGCAGUAGACGUGACAGGGAAAUGGUGUAUCUUCCUAGGAGGAAUGGACCGCUCAAUUCUGUCACACAUGACUGCAGAGAGAUUCCAAGCCCUCCAACGACUCCUCAGCCGAGCCCGUGGUCUACUCUGGGUUGUCCGUCACAGCAAGACCGACCUUGAGUCUUUGGGUGCCAACAUGGCCAUUGGCCUAGCACGCACAGUGCGGUCCGAGACUGGUCUGCAGUUUGCUACCCUCGAUCUGGGAGAGCGGAAGAGUAUGUCUGAUCCGCAAGCAGUGGAGCAUAUGCUCAAGGUCUUCAACGGUGUCUUCUGUCAAAAGUCGCAGCUCGCUCAGAAUGAUUGGGAGUUUGUGAUUCGCGAUGGAAAUAUCUGCGUCCCACGUCUUGUCGACAACAAUGCUCUCAACUCGAGUGUCCAACAGGAGACACCGGAUGCACCUUCCCAACUGCAGCCCUUCAAGCAAGAUCGCGCACUGCGGCUCGCCCCUGGAGAAGGUAAAGGUCUUGAUGAAAUGUAUUUCACUGAUGAUGCGUCUCACAACGCGCCUCUUCCGGAUGAUCAGAUCGAGAUCCAAGUCGUUAGCACCGGUCUUAACUUCAGAGACGUCUUGAUGGCCAUGGGCCAGCUUCAAGGUGACCGUCUUGGACAAGAGUGCAGUGGCAUAGUCACCAAAGUGGGAUCUGCUGUGAGAUACUUCAGGGAAGGGGAUCGUGUCUGUGCCAUGUCCCCGGGAUCAUUGUCAACCUUCACCAGAUGCCAAGCAUCAAGUGCCUGGGUUAUCCCGGACAAGAUGCCAUUCGAAGUAGCAGCCUCAAUUCCUGCUGUCUUUUGUACCGCUUAUUAUUCCCUCAUUGACCUCGGUCGACUUACUCGGAAUGAAACGGUACUCAUUCAUGCCGCCGCGGGAGGUGUUGGCCAAGCUUCCAUCAUCAUUGCGCAGAGUGUUGGAGCCAAGAUACUGGCGACUGUUGGCAGUGUUGAGAAGAAGCAAUUCCUGAUGGACACAUAUGGCCUUGAAGAAGAGCAGCUAUUCUUCAGCCGUGAUAUUUCCUUCGCAGAAGGUGUGCUAGCUGCCACUGACGGCGAAGGUGUAGAUGUCGCAAUCAACUCUCUCAGCGGUGAUGCCUUGCAAGCCACGUUCGAGUGUAUCGCGCCGUUCGGACGCUUCAUCGAGCUCGGAAAGAGAGACAUCACAACUAAUUCGCGCUUGGAAAUGGCCCACUUCAACAAGAACAUUUCAUUCGCGUCGGUUGAUUUGGGAAUCGUCAGAGAGAAGCGCCCACAGCUGACCAAGCGCUUGUUGCGGGAUGUUUUCAAACUGUUUGCCGAUACAGACGCCCAGUCCAGAUGGCCCGUCACCACACUUCCGAUCUCGGAGGUAGAGGCUGGUUUCCGUGCUUUGCAGGGUGGACAAGUUAUCGGUAAAAUGGUUGUGCAGAUCACGGACGACUCAAUGGUCAAGGUCCAUCCCGCUCGAAGAGAUGAGAACCUCCUCCAAUCUGAUGCCUCAUAUGUCAUUGUCGGUGGCACGGGAGGUAUCGGUCUCGACAUCGCCGGCUGGAUGCCAGAAAAGGGAGCGAAGAAUCUUGUCUUGGUUUCCAGGAGUGGAGCUUCUACCGACGCCGCCAAGAAAGCCAUUGAAGAUAUCAAGCUCAAAGGCGUCAAUGUGGAGGUUUGUCGCUGUGAUGUCUCGGACAAGCAGAGUGUGGAGCAGCAGCUUGUCCCAGUGCUCUCUCGAUUGCCUCCCGCUCGUGGUGUCGUAUAUGGCGCCAUGGUCCUCCGGGAUACGUUGUUCGAGAAGCUCAGCUUUGCCGACUACCAGACUGUGAUGAUGCCCCGAGUCCACGGAAUUUGGAAUGUCCAGCGAGCAUUGAACACCACCAACGCCGAAAUCGAUUUCUUCGUCAACCUCUCCUCCGCAGCCAGCUUCGUCGGAAACAUGGGUCAAUCCCCCUAUGCAGCAAGUGGUACUUUCAUGUCCGCGCUGGCGCAAUAUCCCGAGAGCGCCCAGAUGCGCUUCUCAACCAUCGAUCUACCAGUCGUCCGAGGCGUCGGAUAUCUCUCCGACGACACCAAGCGCGCCGAAAUCACCAAACAACUCGGCACCGAGUCCGUAGAUGCAACCGAUAUUCGCGGUCUCGUGACAGCAGCAAUCCGCAAGGAGUUCGACGCCGCCUGUGGAGGACACUGUGUUGCCGGGUUCGAAGCUGUGAAAACAACGCCUGUUUCCGAGCAGCCUUUCUAUGUCACUGAUACCAAGCUGUCGCAUCUGCUUCGUCUGUCUACCCUCGCUGGCGCGGGUGCAGUGGAGGCUGUGCAGCAUGGUAAUGAAAUUGCUCCUGCUGUUGCGAUCCGUCAAUCUAAGGACCGUGAGACAGCUACUGCUGUGACUGCGGCUGCUAUUCUGGGUAAGAUCUCGAGCAUUCUGAUGCGCCCGAUCGAGGAGCUGGAUCCUGCUGCCCCCAUCUCUGUGUAUGGUCUUGACUCGCUGGUUGCUAUUGAGAUUCGGAACUGGAUCACGCGUGAGCUGGAGUCGAAUUUGCAGAUUUUGGAAAUCCUCACCAGUGAUUCCAUGGCUGCCCUUGCAGAGAUGAUUCUUGCUAAGUCUGGGAUUCUUUCCCCGGAGUUGAAGGCCGAGUGGGGCCUUGAUGUUGCUAAGGAAUGA